GUUGUAUUUGCCGUAACUUUACAGCGUCUUCUGCUCUGUUAACCAGAACGCAUAUUAACUAUGGAAUCAAAGGGGAUGUCGCAGUUGUUCGAAUUAACUCACCCAAUUCAAAGGUAAAUAUACUGAAUGAAAAAGUACAGUCAGAGUUUGAAGAUGUAAUGAAUGAGAUCUGGGCUAAUGACCUAAUCAGAAGUGCUGUCCUCAUCUCGUCCAAGCCAGGCUGCUUUGUUGCAGGUGCCGAUAUCAACAUGUUGGCCUCUUGUAAGACCCAUCAGGAAGGAACACAAAUAUCACAGGAAGGACAGAGAUUGUUUGGGAAACUUGAAAAGUCCACAAAGCCUAUUGUGGCUGCCAUCAGUGGAUCCUGCUUGGGAGGAGGACUUGAGCUUGCCAUUUCAUGUCAAUACAGAGUAGCAACAAAAGACAGAAAAACAGUAUUAGGUGUCCCUGAAGUCCUGCUGGGGAUCUUACCAGGAGCUGGAGGCACCCAAAGGCUGCCUAAAAUGGUGGGUAUACCUGCUGCUUUUGACAUGAUGCUGACUGGUAGAAACAUCCGUGCUGACAGAGCAAAAAAAAUGGGACUGGUUGACCAAUUGGUGGAGCCCCUGGGGCCAGGAAUAAAACCCCCAGAGGAACGGACGAUUGAGUAUCUAGAAGAAGUUGCGGUUACUAUUGCCAAAGGACUCGCAGAUAAGAAGAUCUCUACAAAAAGAAACAAGGGACUGGUGGAAAAACUCACAUCGUACGCCAUGACUAUUCCAUUUGUCAGACAACAAAUUUACAAAACGGUGGAACAAAGAGUACAAAAGCAGACCAAAGGCCUUUAUCCUGCACCUCUGAAAAUCAUCGAUGUGGUGAAGACUGGAAUCGAGCAAGGCAGUGAUGCUGGUUAUCUCGCUGAGUCGCAGAAAUUUGGAGAGCUUGCAAUGUCCAGAGAAUCUAAGGCCUUGAUGGGACUUUACAAUGGCCAGGUCCUAUGCAAGAAAAAUAAGUUCGGAGCUCCGCAGAAUGAUGUUAAGCAUCUAGCUAUUCUUGGUGCAGGGCUGAUGGGAGCCGGCAUUGCCCAAGUCUCUGUGGAUAAGGGGCUGAAGACUCUACUUAAAGAUACUACAGUAGCCGGGCUGGGCAGGGGUCAGCAACAAGUGUUCAAAGGAUUGAAUGACAAAGUGAAGAAGAAAGCGCUGACAUCAUUUGAAAGGGACACCAUUUUCAGCAACUUGAUUGGGCAGAUUGAUUACCAGGGUUUUGAAAAGGCCGACAUGGUGAUCGAAGCUGUUUUUGAAGACAUUAACAUUAAGCAUAAAGUGCUAAAGGAAGUAGAAGCGGUGGCUCCAGAUCACUGUGUCUUUGCCAGCAACACAUCUGCUCUCCCAAUCAAUGAAAUCGCUGCUGUCAGCAAAAGACCUGAGAAGGUGAUUGGCAUGCACUACUUCUCUCCUGUGGACAAGAUGCAGCUGCUGGAAAUCAUCACAACAGAGAAGACAUCCAAGGACACGACUGCUUCCGCUGUAGCCAUUGGUCUCAAGCAGGGGAAGGUCAUCAUUGUGGUUAAGGAUGGACCUGGCUUCUACACCACCCGGUGUCUUGCACCCAUGAUGUCUGAAGUCAUACGAAUCCUCCAGGAAGGAGUUGACCCUAAGAAGCUGGAUUCCCUGACCACAGGCUUUGGCUUUCCUGUGGGUGCUGCAACCCUAGCAGAUGAAGUUGGUGUGGACGUAGCACAACACGUGGCAGAAGACCUAGGCAAAGCCUUUGGGGAGCGGUUUGGAGGUGGAAAUGUAGAACUGCUAAAACAGAUGGUGUCCAAGGGCUUUCUGGGUCGCAAGUCUGGGAAGGGCUUUUACAUCUAUCAGGAGGGCUCAAAGAACAAGAGUUUGAAUUCUGACAUGGACAGUAUCUUGGCAAGUCUGAAGCUGCCUGUUAAGCCUGAAGUCUCCUCUGAUGAAGACAUUCAGUACCGCGUGGUGACAAGAUUUGUGAAUGAGGCAGUCCUGUGCCUGCAAGAAGGGAUCUUGGCCACACCUGCAGAGGGAGACAUCGGAGCAGUCUUUGGGCUCGGCUUCCCACCUUGUCUUGGAGGACCCUUCCGCUUUGUGGACCUGUAUGGAGCUCAGAAGGUAGUGGACCGGCUCCGGAAGUAUGAGGCUGUCUAUGGAAAACAGUUCACCCCAUGCCAGCUGCUCCUUGACCAUGCGAACAGCUCCAGCAAGAAGUUCUACCAGUGAAUAGGCCCUCGCACACUGCCCCAUCCAUGCACUAACCCGCUGCUGGCAGCGCUGCUUCUCCCUCAGUGCUGCCUAUGUGUAUCAGGAAGCAGAGGAAGACCAAGUCUGGCCUUGGGUUUGCUACUUGACUAAAGUGCCUUCAGCCCUGACCAUUUCUCCCUUUUGGUGAAGUCUGACUGUGAAUUAGUUUGUACUUCAUGAUGGAAGGUAGAACCCACUGUUGCUCCUUUAAUAAGCCUCAAGGCCCAAAGCAGCAGCUAAGAGCCACCUGGCUCUGUUGCCUGUUCCUCCCAGGAAAACACCCAGCCAAACACAGGAUUAACAAUAAAAACAAAACUAUCGUCUGCCGCUUAGUUCGUUCUCUUCCAUCUUUGCCCUUCUGGUUUAAGUCCCUCCUUCAGGAGUAAAGCCCCGGGCCCUUGGAGGAACAUGUUGGGAAAGCUGUAAGCAGCAGCUUCAGAGAGACUGUGAUGCCAGAAAGUGGGACUUUCUGUGCCCUCUUAAGCGUAAUGGCUCAUGUGCUUUGGCUGGACUGCUUACCACGGGGAAGUGGGCCUGGUGACUGAGAGCAGUAAGAACCAAGAGACAGGGCUGAAAGACAUUUCUCCCCAAACUGGCUUUCCUCACUGCUCCACUGUACCCGAUGUUUUCUUGGCGGUCCUUGUGCAUGUGUGCUUCUCGGGAUGUUCGUGGGAACAGUGGUGUUAAGCAGAGGGGUAACAUUUCUCUGAUGCUCUGGAAUCCAGCACAUCGUGCCUGCCCCAGAGCAAGGAGAUGAAGGAAGGGUUCCUGUGCCAGAAUGAGGGGAUGAAGGUGAUGAGGGGACGAGGCGGUGAGAAGCAUGCAAAGCCUGGGAUCCAGCCCUAACCCCCACACUCUGCUGUGACCUCAGCCUUUCCCAACCCCCAGCCCCUGGUGUGCAGAGUUCUCCUACUUGUUCUGACAGAAGCAGUGCCCAUCCAGUAAAACAGCACUGGGCUCCUAACUGGGUCUGGCAGAAAGAUCCACAUUGAGUCACCGAGUGUGUGUGGAAUCCUAAUUCAAGUCCCAUCACACUUUGCAUGGCAAAUUCAGAUAGUACCCGUGACUCAUGCCUCUGCUCCACUUGCAGGUACUUUCAGGUAUCUCCCUGGCCCCAGCUCUGGUUUGGGACUGGCAGGCAGAAGGCUUUGCUCUGGAGUUGGGCUUUUCAGAUAGGAGAAGGCAGAGAUCUGAUUUCUGCACCAUGGCCAUGACCAGGU
Castor canadensis (American beaver) is the source of this 3466-nucleotide messenger RNA. RefSeq names its product hydroxyacyl-CoA dehydrogenase trifunctional multienzyme complex subunit alpha (gene Hadha). The record is from RefSeq and is a predicted model, not a curated record. NCBI's taxonomy places the organism in Eukaryota, Metazoa, Chordata, Mammalia, Rodentia, Castoridae. Gene Ontology annotation, cellular component: mitochondrial fatty acid beta-oxidation multienzyme complex; mitochondrion. Gene Ontology annotation, molecular function: long-chain (3S)-3-hydroxyacyl-CoA dehydrogenase (NAD+) activity; enoyl-CoA hydratase activity; NAD+ binding. Gene Ontology annotation, biological process: fatty acid beta-oxidation.